CACUUACACCCUCCGCCCGCACCAGCAGCCGAAAGGCAGCAGUCCUUCCCCAAUUCCGGCCACACCUCAGCUUCCCCCUCCACUUCCCUCCCAGCUUCUCCGGCGGCGGCCCCCGUCCCCGUCUCCGACUCCUUCACGCCUUCCCUUCCCGGCCACAAUCUUCCUUCCCCGCCGACUCCGUCCGCCAAUCUGCAAACCCCUAUUUUUCCUCCUCCACCGCCGGUUGUUCGAUUCGGCUGAUCUGAUCGGUCGCCGCGCCGAUGGGCCGCGACGCCGAGGAACUAUUAUCCCCGCCGGCGUCGUCGCCGGAGCCCGAGCAGGACGACGACGACGACGACUGCUACCUCAGCGAUCAGGAGGACGAUGCCCUAGAGGAGUCCGUCCUCCAGGUCCUCGAGGACGGCCACCUCGAGGACUGCCAUUGGUCCGCCUCCUCCGUGAUCACCAAAGAAUACCUUUUGGCGGCGCAGAGGGAGGAUCUGAGGAAGGUCAUGGAGCUGCUAGGGUUGAAGGAGCACCACGCCCGGACGCUCCUCAUCCACUACCGCUGGGACGUCGAGAGGAUAUUCGAGCUGCUCGAUCAGAAGGGGAGGGACAGGCUCUUCUCCGAGGCUGGUAUCUCUCUCCGACCGGCUAGUAAUGCCGGGUUGCCCUCUCCGGUGGAGGUCACCUGCAAUGUUUGCUACGACGACGUGCCCCUCUCGGCCGCCUCCCAUAUGGACUGCGGCCACGACUACUGCAAUGAUUGUUGGACAGAAUAUUUCAUUGUGAAAAUAAACGAGGGGCAGAGUCGGCGUGUCAAUUGCAUGGCUCCAAAAUGCAAUGCCAUCUGUGAUGAAGCAUUAGUCCGGAAGCUAGUUAGUGCAAAGCGCCCAGAUAUUGCUGAGCGCUUUGAGAGGUUUUUACUGGAAUCUUAUAUUGAGGACAAUGAUACUGUCAAGUGGUGCCCUAGCACACCACAUUGUGGAAAUGCUAUCCGCGUCAAAGGUGAUAUACAUUGUGAGGUAGAAUGUACAUGUGGACGCCAGUUUUGUUUUAAUUGCUCCUCGGAGGCACAUUCACCAUGUUCCUGCGUUAUGUGGGAGCUCUGGAUCAAGAAAUGUCGUGAUGAAUCAGAGACUGUGAACUGGAUAACUGUAAAUACUAAGCCCUGUCCCAAGUGCCACAAACCCGUGGAGAAGAAUGGUGGCUGUAACCUGGUUGCAUGUAUAUGUGGACAGGCAUUCUGUUGGUUAUGUGGUGGUGCUACUGGUAGAGAUCAUACAUGGUCAAGUAUUAGUGGCCACAGCUGUGGCCGAUUCACAGAAGAUCAGUCAACGAAGACAGAGCAAGCAAGGCGAGACCUGUAUAGAUAUAUGCACUACCACAAUAGAUACAAGGCUCACACUGAUUCUCUUAAGCAGGAAGCAAAGCUUAAGCGUGACAUCCAGUGGAAGAUAUCCAUUUCUGAAAAUAAGGAAUCCAAAAUAAAGGACUACUCUUGGGUGAUAAAUGGACUGAACAGGCUUUUCAGAUCAAGGCGUGUUCUUUCAUAUUCUUAUCCUUUUGCAUUCUACAUGUUUGGUGAUGAGAUUUUCAAGGAUGAGAUGACCACUGAGGAAAGAGAGCUUAAGCAAAACCUAUUUGAGGAUCAGCAACAACAAUUAGAAUUCAACGUUGAAAGACUAUCUGGUUUCCUUGAGAAGGAUUUUCAAAAUUUCAGUGAUGAGGAGGUUAUGGAUACGAUGAAGCACGUCAUCAAUCUUUCCAAUGUGGUAGAUAGGCUGUGCAAGCAAAUGUAUCAGUGCAUCGAGAAUGAUCUGUUGUACCCUCUCCGCACGCCUCAUAAUAUUGCUCCGUACAAAUCCAAGGGUCUUGAUAGAGCCUCGGAGCUGCAUAUUUGUUUGGACUCUGAUGAACAAAGUUCACAAUCUAUGAAGCAUAGUCAGGAUGAACACAAGAUUCAGCCUGGUUUAUACAGUAAUGAAUCAGGCUCAUCUGUGACAGGAAAGCGACCUAUUCUUCAGUUGCACGGAUCAAGUUCUGACAACAGCGGGCGCCCAUCUCACAAGAGAGAAAGAAGAGAUGCUCAUGGUGGUGGUGCUCUUUUUGAUCUCAACGUGCCUGCUGAACUGGCAGACAAGAUCUGAAGCUUCAAUAUCUGACGGAACAUUCUGCCGCAACUGUACAGCUGACCUGUGCUUCUUCAGCUACAUAAAGGAAUCCUCUGUUCUUUUUUGUUGCCUUAGGGUGCCUGCGCUGCAAUUCCACCCUGGGGCUAUGAUCCCUACAAAUAGAGCAACUUUCACCUGUUCUCUUGUAUAUCAAUGAUACGAUCUGAUGCCAUUGUGCACAGCAACUAUAAUGCCAAAUCUACCCCGCAAGCAAGUGGAGGACA
This is a messenger RNA of Lolium perenne, 2377 nucleotides long. Its product is annotated as probable E3 ubiquitin-protein ligase ARI2. Lineage: Eukaryota; Viridiplantae; Streptophyta; Magnoliopsida; Poales; Poaceae. Gene Ontology annotation, biological process: protein ubiquitination. The record is from RefSeq and is a predicted model, not a curated record. Gene Ontology annotation, molecular function: ubiquitin-protein transferase activity; zinc ion binding.